AUGAUGCCAACUAGUCCAGAUCUUAUCAACCACAUCGAAGAUGCCGCACAAAAUAAGUCAUAUUGGGAAAUUUGGAUAAGUGGCUGGAAAAAUGUCCAUUUCGAGAUUUUUCGAAAACCGGCUAUUCUUGACCGAGAAACGCAACUGCAGGAUUUUUACCUGGUUUCAGGUCGCCUAUUGCAGGUGCUCGUUGGCCAACGGCCACUGCGUGUCGUCACCGCCACCGCCACCGUCGCUGCCGCCGCCGCCGCCGCCGCCGCCUCCGUCAUCGCCGCCGCUGCCGUCGGCGCGUGCCUCCGGGAAAUGCGCAUUAAUAAUUCAGAGGCUUCCGAGAUGUUUAUCCCGAAGCGAACGGCGCGCAGCAAACGGUGGGCGGGUGAGCUGGCGGGGCACGGCGUGGCGUCACGUGGCGAAGCGUGGUAUAUGCCAUGGCGGCGAUGGCGUGGCGUGGGGUUGCGUGGUGUGGCAGAGCGGGGCGGUGAACGAAUGAAGGGCAUGGGAGGCUUGGCGGGGCGGGGCGUGGCGUGGCGGGGCUUGGUGAGGCGUGGUGAGGCGUGGUGA
This is a messenger RNA of Gryllus bimaculatus (two-spotted cricket), 561 nucleotides long. The record is from the annotation of a GenBank genome assembly. NCBI's taxonomy places the organism in Eukaryota, Metazoa, Arthropoda, Insecta, Orthoptera, Gryllidae.